Molecule: messenger RNA, 327 nt
Organism: Peronospora matthiolae
Lineage: Eukaryota; Oomycota; Peronosporomycetes; Peronosporales; Peronosporaceae
Source: the annotation of a GenBank genome assembly
AUGGAGUCGGAAUUUGUGGCAGCGUCUGAAGCUGGACGAGAGCUACUUGGAGUGAGAGAGACGCUGAGUGAAAUUGGUGAGUCGCCUGCACUACCGAUGAAAAUGCUCAUUGACAACCAGGCAGCGAUACGGCAGAUUGAAGGAGAAGCGUCGUCUACUAAAUCCAAUCACGUUGAUGUGAGAGUCAAGUACUUGUGCGACAACGCUCGUCGAGGCAUUGUGGUGCCACAAUAUGUGCCGAGCGACCUGAUGCUUGCGGACGUACUCACCAAAGCACUCGAUGCAGUCAAGACGGUCAAGUUGCGUUCACUGCUACACAUCGUGUAA